This is a messenger RNA of Leucoraja erinaceus (little skate), 1976 nucleotides long. RefSeq names its product YOD1 deubiquitinase (gene yod1). Gene Ontology annotation, biological process: protein deubiquitination; endoplasmic reticulum unfolded protein response. Gene Ontology annotation, molecular function: protein binding; cysteine-type deubiquitinase activity. Bases 116 to 1027 code for a protein of 303 amino acids. Gene Ontology annotation, cellular component: cytosol; nucleus. The record is from RefSeq and is a predicted model, not a curated record. NCBI's taxonomy places the organism in Eukaryota, Metazoa, Chordata, Chondrichthyes, Rajiformes, Rajidae. The transcript is spliced from 3 exons.
GGGGCUUUGUGGCGGGCGGGUGGAUGCGCGCGCGCGCUCAGUGCAGUCAGUCAGUGAGGGGGUGAGUGACGGAGGGCGGGAGCGGGACGGCGAUGUCCCUGGUGCUGAGAGUAAAAUGCUGCGUUUGCAAUGUAAAGCAAAGAAUGGAACCCAUCUGAUGCGAGGGCUGACUUCGACAUCUAGUGUCCAAGAGUUGAAAGAUAAGGUGGAAGAACUAACUGGAGUUCCAUCUGCUCUGCAAAAAAUUCUGGUGGGAUUUCCUCCAACCUCCCUAGAUCUCCGUAAUGGAGACCUAGCUCUCAAAGAUUGUGCAAUCAAAUCCGGUGAUACUUUAAUUGUGGAAGAGGAAAGAGAUGUAAUGAAAGCUAAAGCCUCCAUCUCAAAGCUUGGUGCUGAAAGUUCAGAUAAGAAUGCUUUCUCACAACUGACUCGACACGUUGUCCCUGCAGAUAAUUCAUGUCUGUUCACAAGUGUUCACUACGUGGUGGAAGGUGGUGUUUGUGAGCCAACCUGCGCCCCAGAAAUGCGAAACCUGAUAGCUCAGAUUGUGGCCAGUGACCCCGAGUCGUACACAGAAGCAGUACUGGGAAAAAGUAAUUCGGACUACUGCAAUUGGAUUUGCCAGAAUGACACAUGGGGAGGGGCCAUUGAAAUCUCCAUUCUAUCCAAGUUUUACCGAUGUGAGAUCUGUGUGGUAGAUGCGCAGACAGUGCGGAUAGACAGGUUUGGAGAGGAUGUAAGCUACACAAAGCGUGUGCUUCUGAUUUAUGAUGGAAUCCACUAUGACCCAAUAGAACGACAAUUUCAAGAUCCUGAGAGCCCACCACAAACCAUCUUCUCAACAGCUGAUGAUGUUGUACUUGCAGAAGCACUGGAGUUGGGAGAUGAAGCUCGAAGAAAACGGCAAUUUACUGAUCUGAACAGGUUCACACUGCGUUGCAUAGUCUGCCAAAAGGGCUUGGUGGGUCAGAUAGAAGCAAGAGAGCAUGCUAAGGAGACGGGACACACUAACUUUGGAGAGGUGUGAUGUUCUGAAUAUUAUUAUCUACCUCACUUUCCUGGAAUGCACUGGAAUAAUGAAUCUCCUUCGGAAUGAAUUUGAAUUCUAUGGAUUUUUUAAACACUGGGUUGAUUAAAACCUGAGCUGAUCAAAUUGCUAGUUUGCAAAGGUUAGUCUUCAUUCUUGAACAUCUGUUUACAUAUUAGGAACUUAUUGAGACUACUAAUUCUAAACUAUUAUAACUACUAUUAUAAGCCUUUUAUUAAAUAUAUUAACAAAAUACUGCUCAGUUUUAACAUCCAUUAAGAUUACUUAAACAACAAAGACAUUUAGCUGCCUGAAGAUUAUCAACUGUAAGUGGUUUCUUCAAAUUUUGAUUGUGGCUGAACACAUCUGUAAGAGUGAACCAUGACUGGAAAAUCUGAAAAGCAACUAGCGGAAACCCUUUGGAAAAGGUUGCAUUGGUAUUAAUUUUGGAAGAUUCUUACAAUUCAUCAUACCAUCCUUCCGUGGAAGAUGGGGGCUGCCUUUUUGUAUGAUUCAACAACCAUUUUGUGGUCUGCUAUGGAAAUUGCUACACAUCCUGAAGUACUGCCUUUGUCCCUAGCUUGUGUAGAAGUUCUUGCAAUCUUUUUUAAGUCAUUGUUCAGCUCAGUAAUGGUUAUUGCACUGUUGCCCAGUUGCCUGCUUUCACAGCCAAAGGGUUGUUUUGUUGAACAGCCCAAGACACUAAGUCCAGGAAUCUCUACCCUUGAUAGGUAUUGUAAUGGCAUUGUAUUUCUGACACUAUGAUACUGGACUGGACUGAAUUAUACACAACCACAGUAGUACACAACAGAUCACAUGGAAUGCUUACCACAUUAAAAAACAUUAUAGAGUCAGACUGUUACUUGAAGAUUAAUGCUGAAAGAUUUAGUUACAAAUAAUGUGAGUGUAGAUGCUGGAAUCUGCAGCAAAAUACAAAUUUCUGGAGAAA